Messenger RNA from Conger conger (European conger), 963 nucleotides. Its product is annotated as trace amine-associated receptor 1-like. Gene Ontology annotation, biological process: G protein-coupled receptor signaling pathway. Gene Ontology annotation, cellular component: membrane. Bases 1 to 963 code for a protein of 320 amino acids. The transcript has 2 exons. Gene Ontology annotation, molecular function: trace-amine receptor activity. The record is from RefSeq and is a predicted model, not a curated record. Lineage: Eukaryota; Metazoa; Chordata; Actinopteri; Anguilliformes; Congridae.
AUGAAUUUCAGUCAAUCUCCAUUGACAGACGAUUCAUACUUCUGUUUUGAGGCUGUGAAUAAGUCUUGCCCGAAGAUCAUCUAUCCGAUGGCGAUACGAGUUCUGCUGCAUGUUUUCUUUACAGUCGUUAUUGUUAUAACUUUGUGUGGAAACCUCUUUGUCAUCAUUUCCAUUGCUCACUUCAAACAGCUGCACACUCCAACCAACUACCUCAUCCUCUCUCUGGCAGUAAGUGACUUCCUUCUAGGAGGCUUCAUCAUGCCUCCUUACAUAGUACGAAUUAUUGAAACAUGCUGGUAUUUUGGCGACGUGUUCUAUCGAUAUUAUGCAGUUUGUCAGCCCCUCCACUACCGGACCAAGAUCACCACUUGUGCCACAGUGAUCAUGAUCCUGGUCAGUUGGAGUGUGUCUGCCUUUGUUGGGUUUGCUAUGAUAUUUCUGGAGCUGAACAUAUUGGGCAGUGAAGAUUUUUAUUAUGAAAAUAUUGCUUGUGUAGGGGGCUGUUUUCCCUUUUUGGCUGAAACAGCAAGUUCAAUAUCUUGCAUUCUCUCUUUUUAUAUCCCUGGGUUCAUUAUGUUGGUCAUGUAUCAAAAAAUAUUUAAUGUUGCACAGAAGCAAGCCCGGUCUAUUCACAGCAUUGCCUGUAACAAUGUGCACUCUGAAAACAGCAUACCAUCAAGCAACAAGGAGCGAAAGGCUACAAAGACCCUGGCAAUUGUUAUGGGGGUAUUCUUGUCAUGCUGUACACCCAUUUAUAUAUGUGACCUCAUUAAUCCAUACAUUAAUUAUUCCAUUCCACCUGUGUUAUUUGAAACACUUUUCUGUAUUACCUAUUUAAAUUCAACAUGUAAUCCUGUUAUUUAUGCUUUUUACUAUAGUUGGUUUAGGAAAGCAUUCAAAAUGAUUAUUUUUGGUAAAAUUUUUGAAGCUAAUUCCUCAAGAGCAAAUUUGUCCACAGAGUGA